Molecule: messenger RNA, 447 nt
Organism: Nezara viridula (southern green stink bug)
Lineage: Eukaryota; Metazoa; Arthropoda; Insecta; Hemiptera; Pentatomidae
Source: the annotation of a GenBank genome assembly
AUGAGAGUAGCGCUUGGGGGAUGCCGAGCCACGGGUCAAAGCCUAGGGAGUUCACUGCCUCCCUCUUUCAACUUUAUUACAUUUCCAAGAAUAGAAGGCGCUCAAAAGUCUCGAGGAGUCUUUAUCAAACGGGACAUUUAUUCAUUCCUCGUAGGAGGAAAAGGCACCCAAUUCAGAGUGAUCGUUCCCUCUGCUUCUACUCAAAGCAAUUCUCCUUCUCAUAUUUCUCCCUUAUCCGACCAUGCAGACACGAAGAUGAGCACAGCUGGGCAUAUACCUGGAUAUGGCAGGCAGAAUGGAGUGGCCUGGCUGAGGAUGACUGGCCGGCGGGCAUGGACCAUUCUUCAACACUUUUUUCCUUCCCCUAUGACUGGUCGGUUUCCUUCCCGGGAGCUGGGAGUGCCUGUGCCGUUACCGCUCUUGCAUAGGAAGCGGUUCUUACCAUAG